Molecule: messenger RNA, 1868 nt
Organism: Synchiropus splendidus (mandarinfish)
Lineage: Eukaryota; Metazoa; Chordata; Actinopteri; Syngnathiformes; Callionymidae
Gene: pglyrp6
Product: peptidoglycan recognition protein 6
Exons: 4
Coding region: 95-1477 (460 amino acids)
Biological process (GO): peptidoglycan catabolic process; detection of bacterium; defense response to Gram-positive bacterium
Molecular function (GO): zinc ion binding; N-acetylmuramoyl-L-alanine amidase activity; peptidoglycan binding
Source: RefSeq, a predicted model, not a curated record
AGAUGGGGACUUCCUCAUAGUUCUGACUUUUAACCAGAGCACGCAGCAGCCAGCGCACUUCACUUGUACAAAACCCGACAAACAGCCCCAUACGAUGGACGAAGGAGCCUGGAAGAAGACUCUGCUCGCUCUGGUGCUCGUCUUCAGCAUGAAGACAGAAGCUUCGAUUUCCAACCACAUGAACGACUUCAUCCGAGCCGUGCAGUGGCUGGAGGACCGGGUUCAAGUGUCAGACCCGGUGACGGUUCUGCGGGCCCUGCGGCAGGCGGCCGCGCUCGACGACGUCUUCCUCCAACACUUCCUCGCCUCCCCCAAAUCUGACAGCUCGGAGAUGGUCGCCAGCGCCUCCCGUUACCUGAGGGAGGUGCUGCAUCACCAGGUGACGGAGGAUUCCCGAGAAGGAGGCGUGGUCCUGACGUCGGACGGCACCACCGUGGCCCUCAGGCCGGUGGUCUUGGGCCUGGAAGCCGGUCUGAGUACCGGGAACGUGAGUCAAGUUCACCAGCUCACGCUGGCAGGAGACCUGGGAAUGGCGAUCGAGGGAGAGGUUGACCUCCUGGGCGCUGACGGCUGCUGGGACGACCUGGACAGCCCUCGAGUCUUCACCCUCACCGACGACUCCCCCGCGCUGACCACUGCAGCCAUCAACGGAGGCAUGGACGGCUUCAUCCUGGGAUUGGAGGCGUCAAACCGACGUCCUCUGAAGCUCAGCAGCCUGCUCAAGUCCUACUACUGCCACCAGCUGGACGCCGACGGACUGGACGCUGCUCCUCUGCUCAUCAGCCGGCGGCGGCGUGAGAACUUCAGAACUUUGGCUCCGCCUCCAGUUGUGGUCAGGGAGGCGGUGAAGGCCGUGGAGCUGCAGAGGAAGCUGGGGGGACAUCCAGAGCUGGGGCUGAAGCAGAAGAGGCAGCUGCACUUCCUGAUGGAAAGAGGGGUGAAGGAGUUGGUUGUCAAGUUUGUUGACUGCCCGCCGAUGAUAUCGCGCUGCAUGUGGGGGGCUCGGCCCUACAAAGGAACCCCCACCAACCUGACGCUGCCCCUGCACUACCUGUACAUCCACCACACCGACUCACCCAGCAAACCCUGCCUGAGCUUCGAGCAGUGCUCGGCUGACAUGAGGUCCAUUCAGCGGUACCACCAGGACGAGAGGGGCUGGGCGGACAUCGGCUACAGCUUCCUGGCUGGCUCCGACGGCUACAUCUACGAAGGCCGGGGUUGGUUGUGGAGAGGAGCUCACACUCGACUGCACAACUCAGUGGGCUACGGCGUCGCCUUCAUUGGAAACUACACCGACGUGCUGCCCACCCAGAAUGCCAUGGGGCUGGUUCGAUACAAGCUGGCCUCCUGCGCCACGGGCUCCCGGCGACUGGUGGACAACUUCAUCCUGCAGGGCCACAGACAGGUGGUGGACACGGACUGUCCUGGAGACGCUCUCUUCAAUGAAAUCAAAAGCUGGGAGCAUUUCGGGGAGUAGAGCGUUGUCUCUGGGAACAGAUGACGGGGAGCCCUGCUCAAUCAUGCGCUUUCAUCCUGUAUUUUCAAAAUGAAGUUUGUGUUGACCUCCUCUUGUUCGUCAUGAAGCCAGAAGCAGCCAAAACUGUUUAUGUGUUGCCACAUCAGUCGAGGAAAUCAACUCUCUUGAACAUGAAACUGGAGGCUCAGGUGACCUCUGUCCACUCUCCCUGAACAUUUGGAAUGUGGUUGAGCCGCAGUGCAACUCUGUGACGUGUUCCAGCAGCAGCCAAAUCUCAGCCGACACAAUAGGUCUUGAUAUAACGCCACCCUUUCACCUCCAGCUGAACGAGUCAAACUUUUCUAUGCUUCCAAAUGGUUUUAAAUCUGUCUCCUUCAUAAAACACUUCUGA